CCCCCGCGCAGCCACACGGAGCCCGGCCCGGCCGCCCCUGCCCGCCCGCCCGCCCGCCAUGCCCUCGGACCGGCCCUUCAAGCAGCGCCGCACCUUCGCGGAUCGUUGUAAAGAAGUGCAGCAGAUCCGAGAGCAGCAUCCGAACAAGAUCCCGGUCAUCAUCGAGCGCUAUAAAGGGGAGAAGCAGCUGCCAGUGCUGGACAAGACCAAGUUCCUCGUCCCAGACCACGUCAACAUGAGUGAAUUGGUCAAAAUAAUCCGGCGCCGCUUGCAGCUGAAUCCCACCCAGGCUUUCUUCCUGCUGGUGAACCAGCACAGCAUGGUGAGCGUGUCCACCCCCAUCUCGGAGAUCUAUGAGCAGGAGAAGGACGAGGAUGGCUUCCUCUACAUGGUCUAUGCUUCCCAGGAGACCUUUGGCUACUGAGGCCUGCUGAGAGGGGCCAUGUGGAGACAGAUGAACUGAGGCGCACGGGCCCCCGGCCUGGCAAGACAACACAACCAGAGGCUGAGGAGAGGGGGACUGUGCUGACCCCCUUUCUCACCCUCCCUCCCUCCCUCCCCGUCACCAAAGAGGCUCGUGGCGUGUGUUGGACUCGCACAACCCUUCAGCUCCGUGCAGCUUAGCCCUGCUCCCCACACACCCCCCCCCCCAGGCGCAGACUCUGCACCAGGGGCCUCGGCUCCCCCGUCCCCCCGGCCUCGGUGUCCCCUCCAGCCGCUCUCGCCGCGCUCUGUGUCCCCUGCUUGCAGCCACCGCCCGAGCGCUCCGGCCGGGGGAGAGGACAGGGCACUGGCACCUGCAGCCCAGGGAGAGCCUCUCCUCCCAGGCACUGGGAAAGGGCAGGGCUGCCAGAGCAGCAAACAGAGGUUACCGUUGCUCCCGAGUUUUAAUUGGUUUUAAUUACACCCAUAUCAGAUUCUUGGUGCUACUGAGUAGAUGUAGGCGUCUCCGUAGGGCUGUGGAUAAUGUAGAUCCUUCAGAUUUACUUGAUGGGUUGUUUUUUGUGUUGUUUGGGUUGGUCUUCUCUUUAGGGAUAGAUUGGAAGGGGGAGAGGGGGGGAUCUUUCCUGUGUUCUGUAGGUCAAGAAAUCAGGCUUCAUUGCACUUUAAAGCCUAGUAGAUGUCAGAGUGGAAUUUACUUUUAAUUUAUACAGGUUUGCCAUGUAGAGGGCUGCUCCUCUGUUGGCAGGUGUACCUAGAUUGUCUUGGGCUCCUUUUUUUUGUUUGUUUUUAGUACAAUUGAUUUCCCUUCUCUCUGUCUCCCCAUUGCAUGCAGUUUUUCAGUCUCAGUGUGCAGAGUUGGCUCAAGGAAUGUACUGGUUUCUAUCGGCGAUGUUCCCUUUCCUGUUUCUCAUGUAUUAUACCAAAAUAAUGUAUAUGAUAAAAUCCCACCCAGUUUAAUCUAUAAAAAGGUCUAUAUAUAAAAAUAUAUAUAUAAAAUAAACAUAAACUCAA
This is a messenger RNA of Apus apus (common swift), 1455 nucleotides long. It is a transcript of the gene MAP1LC3A, whose product is annotated as microtubule associated protein 1 light chain 3 alpha. The transcript is spliced from 4 exons. Gene Ontology annotation, molecular function: ubiquitin protein ligase binding. The record is from RefSeq and is a predicted model, not a curated record. Bases 59 to 424 code for a protein of 121 amino acids. Gene Ontology annotation, cellular component: cytosol; autophagosome membrane; autophagosome. Gene Ontology annotation, biological process: cellular response to nitrogen starvation; autophagy of mitochondrion; autophagosome assembly. NCBI's taxonomy places the organism in Eukaryota, Metazoa, Chordata, Aves, Apodiformes, Apodidae.